Messenger RNA from Ailuropoda melanoleuca (giant panda), 17062 nucleotides. It is a transcript of the gene DYNC2H1, whose product is annotated as dynein cytoplasmic 2 heavy chain 1. Gene Ontology annotation, cellular component: axonemal dynein complex. Gene Ontology annotation, molecular function: minus-end-directed microtubule motor activity; ATP binding; dynein intermediate chain binding. The record is from RefSeq and is a predicted model, not a curated record. Gene Ontology annotation, biological process: microtubule-based movement. NCBI's taxonomy places the organism in Eukaryota, Metazoa, Chordata, Mammalia, Carnivora, Ursidae.
CCCCGUAGAAAAGACCGCAGCCGCGGCGAGCGCCUCAGGAGCUUCGCCGCGGCCGGCGGCCGCCAAGGGCUGUGCGUGCGCGUGCCCGAGCGCUAACGCCACGGCGCGCGCGGCCGCACAGACGUCGGGCUCCGUCGCCAUAGCGACUGGCCCUGGCAACGGCGAAGCCGCGCGGGCAGGCAGGAGGGCCGCGCGUGUGGGCGGAGGUGGGCUCGGGUGUUGGCGGCGGGCGCCCUGCUGUCUUCCUUCGUGCUGGCCGCCGCCAUGGCGGGCGUGAGCGGGGACGUGCGGAAGGUCUUCAUCUUCACCACGACCCAGAAUUACUUCGGCCUGGUGUCGGAGCCCUGGGACCAGCCGCUGAUGUACAGCUGCCCUGAAGUCAACAACUUCCUGGACGACGGCAACCAGAUGCUGCUCCGCGUGCAGCGCACGGACGCCGGCGUCUCCUUCUCCAGCGCGAUUGAUUUUGCUGACACAAAAGAUAAAGUGCUGGUGUUUUUCAAGCUGCGACCUGAAGUAAUUACUGAUCAGAAUCUACAUAAUAACAUUCUUGUUUCAUCUAUGUUAGAAUCACCUAUAAAUUCUCUUUACCAAGCAGUACGGCAAGUAUUUGCACCAAUGUUGUUAAAGGAUCAGGAAUGGAGCAGAAACUUUGAUCCCAAACUUCAGAAUCUUUUGAGUGAACUAGAAACUGGGUUGGGUAUAGUUCUACGAGGAUCAGACACUAACUCAUCAAAAUUGAACCUUAAGGAAGAUGACACACGAGGUAUUCUUACACCAAGUGAUGAGUUCCAGUUUUGGGCAGAACAAGCUCAUCGUGGAAAUAAGCAGAGUAGUAAAGAGAGAGCCAGUUAUUUUAAAGAAUUAUUUGAAACAAUUGCAAGAGAAUUUUAUAACUUGGACGGUCUGUCCUUAUUGGAAGUGGUUGACUUGGUGGAGACCACUCGGGAUGUUGUAGAUGACGUGUGGAGACAAACAGAGCAUGACCACUAUCCUGAGUCACGAAUGUUACAUCUCUUAGAUAUCAUAGGUGGUUCAUUUGGAAGAUUUGUUCAGAAAAAGUUGGGAACUUUGAGUCUAUGGGAAGAUCCUUAUUAUCUCGUGAAAGACCAUCUGAAAGCUGGUAUUUCAAUUUGUGAACAGUGGGUGAUCGCUUGUAAUCAUCUAACAGGUCAGAUGUGGCAGCGCUAUGUUCCUCAUCCAUGGAAAAAUGAGAAAUACUUCCCUGAAACACUUGACAAAUUUGGCAAACGCCUUGAAGAGGUUUUGGCUGUUAGAACAAUUCAUGAGAAGCUUCUUUAUUUUUUACCUGCCGGUGAAGAGAAGAUCAUGUGCUUGACUCGAAUAUUUGAACCUUUUAGUGGCCUGAAUCCUGUGCAGUAUAAUCCAUAUACCGAGCCUUUAUGGAAAGCUGCAGUGUCUCAAUAUGAAAAAAUUAUUGCACCCGCGGAACAAAAAAUAGCAGGAAAACUGAAAAAUUAUAUUUCAGAAAUUCAGGAUAGUCCACAGCAGCUUUUUCAAGCAUUUCUGAAAUAUAAAGAGUUGGUGAAGCGUCCAACUAUAAGUAAAGAACUGAUGUUAGAAAGAGAAACUUUACUGGCAAGACUUGUGGACUCAGUUAAAGAUUUUCGGUUAGACUUUGAGAAUCGAUGCCGAGGAGUUCCUGGUGAAGCAUCUGGACCACUUGCUGGCAAAAACCUUUCAGAAGUUGUUAAUAAUAUCGUUUGGGUUCGCCAGUUGGAACUGAAGGUGGAUGAUACUAUUAAGAUUGCAGAGGCUCUUUUAUCUGACUUGUCAGGAUUUCGAUCUUUCCAUCGAAGUGCUGAAGAUCUCUUAGAGCAGUUUAAGCUGUAUGAGCAAGAACAGUUUGAUGAUUGGUCCAGGGAUAUUCAGUCUGGUUUGUCUGAUUCCAGAUCUGGUUUGUGUAUCGAGGCUAAUAGUCGAAUUAUGGAAUUGGAUCCUAACGACGGAUCAUUAAAAGUUCAUUAUUCUGAUCGGUUGGUGAUUCUUCUGAGAGAAGUUCGUCAGCUCUCUGCACUUGGCUUUGUUAUUCCUGCCAAAAUACAGCAAGUUGCAAACGUUGCACAGAAAUUCUGCAAGCAAGCGAUUAUUCUUAAACAAGUGGCACAUUUUUACAACUCUAUUGAUCAGCAAAUGAUUCAAAGUCAGAGACCAAUGAUGCUACAGUCUGCAUUAGCAUUUGAACAGAUAAUUAAGAAUUCAAAAGCAGGAAGUGGGGGAAAGUCACAGAUUACUUGGGAUAAUCCUAAAGAAUUAGAAGGCUACAUCCAAAAACUCCAGAAUGCUGCUCAGCGACUUGCCACCGAAAAUAGAAAACUGAGAAAAUGGCACACUACGUUUUGUGAGAAGGUGGUCGUGCUCAUGAACAUUGAUCUGCUGCGGCAGCAGCAGCGCUGGAAAGACGGGCUGCAGGAGUUGAGAACUGGCUUGGCGAGUGUAGCCCAGGGCUUCCAGGCAAGCGACAUGCGAGCAUGGAGGCAGCACUGGAACCACCAGCUGUACAAAGCUCUGGAGCACCAGUACCAGAUGGGCCUGGAGGCCCUCAACGAGAACCUGCCGGAGAUCAGCGUGGACCUGACCUACAGACAGGGACGAUUACAGUUCAGGCCUCCUUUUGAAGAAAUCCGGGCUAAGUAUUACAGAGAAAUGAAGAGGUUCAUCGGCAUCCCCAACCAGUUUAAGGGAGUGGCUGAGGCCGGAGAGGAGUCCGUUUUUUCUGUUAUGAUUGAUAGAAAUGCAAGUGGAUUCUUGACUAUUUUCAGCAAAGCUGAAGAUCUGUUUAGGAGAUUAUCAGCUGUUUUACAGCAACAUAAGGAAUGGAUUGUAAUUGGGCAAGUUGAUAUGGAGGCUCUAGUAGAAAAGCAUCUUUCUACCGUCCAUGAUUGGGAGAGAAAUUUUAAAGCGCUGAAAAUUAAAGGAAAAGAAGUAGAACGACUUCCAAGUGCGGUCAAGGUAGAUUGUUUAAAUAUUAAUUGUAACCCUGUGAAGACUGUGAUUGAUGAUCUCAUCCAGAAGUUAUUUGAUAUACUUGUUCUUUCUUUGAAGAAGUCCAUCCAGGCUCACCUACAUAAAAUUGAUACGUUUGUAACUGAGGCUAUGGAAGUUUUAACAGUUAUGCCCCAGUCUGUGGAGGAGAUAGGGGAUGCAAAUUUAAAAUACAGUAAGCUACAAGAAUGGAAACCAGAGAUUUUGCCCUUAUUCCAAGAAGCUGAAGAUAAAAACAGACUUUUACGAACUGUGGCAGGUGGUGGCUUGGAAACAAUUAGCAAUCUGAAAGCUAAGUGGGAUAAAUUUGAGUUGAUGAUGGAAAGUCACCAACUUAUGAUUAGAGAUCAGAUUGAAGUAAUGAAAGGAAAUGUGAAGUCAUGUCUUCAGAUCUAUUAUCAAGAAUUGGAAAAAUUUAAAGCUCGUUGGGACCAACUAAAGCCUGGUGAUGAUAUUAUUGAAACCGGCCAGCAGAACGCUCUUGAUGCAAGUGCCAAGUCAAUAAAAGAGAAAAAAAUUGAGUUUGAUGAUCUUGAAGUCAUAAGGAAAAAGCUGGUUGAUGACUGCCAUCAUUUUGGACUGGAAGAGCCCAACUUCUCCUUGGCCUAUAGCAUCUCCAAGGACCUCGAGAGCUGUGCACAGGUCUGGGCGCUUUAUGAAGAGUUUCAGCAGGGGCUGCAGGAGAUGGCUGGCGAGGACUGGAUCACGUUUCGGACCAAGACCUAUCUGUUGGAGGAGUUCUUGAUGACUUGGCACGACAGGUUACGGAAGGUGGAAGAACAUUCGGCCAUGACGGUGAAGCUGCAGUCGGAAGUCGACAGAUACAGAACUGUAAUACCUAUUUUGAAAUAUGUGAGAGGGGAGCAUCUUUCUCCAGAUCAUUGGCUUGACCUUUUUCGUCUGCUUGGUCUUCCUCGGGGGACUAGCCUGGAGAAGUUACUGUUUGGUGAUCUCCUCAGAGUAGCUGAUGAAAUUGUUGCCAAAGCUUCAGACCUUAAAGAUUUAAAUAGUCGGGCACAAGGUGAAGUUACAAUCAGAGAAGCUCUACGUGAACUUGAUCUGUGGGGAGUUGGAGCAGUAUUUACCUUGACUGAUUAUGAAGACAGCCAAAGUCGAACUAUCAAGCUAAUUAAAGACUGGAAAGACAUAGUAAAUCAAGUUGGAGAUAACAGGUGCCUUCUUCAGUCUUUAAAGGAUUCUCCUUAUUAUAAAGGAUUUGAAGAUAAAGUGUCAAUUUGGGAGAGAAAACUUGCAGAAUUAGAUGAAUACCUACAGAAUUUAAACCAUAUUCAGAGGAAAUGGGUGUAUCUGGAACCCAUUUUUGGCCGUGGAGCGUUGCCGAAAGAACAGAUGCGCUUCAACAGAGUUGAUGAGGAUUUUAGGUCAAUAAUGGCUGACAUCAAGAAAGACAGUAGAGUCACAACGUUAACUACUCAUGCGGGAAUCAGAAACUCUCUGCUAACGAUACUUGACCAGCUUCAGAGAUGUCAGAAAUCAUUAAAUGAGUUUUUGGAGGAGAAACGCUCCGCGUUCCCCAGGUUUUAUUUCCUUGGUGACGAGGACCUGCUGGAGGUGCUGGGCCAGUCGACCAGCCCGUCGGUGAUUCAGUCCCACCUCAAAAAGCUGUUUGCUGGUAUUAACAGUGUGUGCUUUGAUGAAGAAACUAAACAUAUAAUUGCAAUGAAAUCUUUAGAGGGAGAAGUUGUACCUUUUAAAAACAAAGUUCUUCUAUCAAAUAAUGUAGAGACCUGGUUAAAUGAUUUGGCCUUGGAAAUGAAGCAGACGUUGAAGCAGUUGCUGAUAGAAUGUGUUACUGCUGGACGAAGUUGUCAAGGUUCGAUUGACCCAUCCUUGUUCCCUUCACAGAUCCUCUGUUUGGCAGAGCAGAUUAAAUUCACUGAAGAUGUGGAAAAUGCUAUCAAAGAUCGUAGCCUUCAUCACAUUGAAACGCAGCUGGUGACCAAGCUAGAGCACUAUACUAGCACUGAUACGAGUUCUGAGGAUCCAGGGAACACUGAGUCUGGCAUUCUGGAGCUUAAACUUAAAGCACUGAUUCUUGAUAUUAUUCAUAAUAUUGAUGUGGUAAAGCAAUUAAACCAAGUUCAAGUUCAUACAACAGAAGAUUGGGCCUGGAAAAAACAAGUCAGAUUUUAUAUGAAAAGUGAUCACACGUGUUACAUGCAAAUGGUCGAUUCUGAACUUCAGUAUACUUAUGAGUAUCAGGGCAACGCUCCCAAGCUGGUUUAUACGCCGCUGACAGACAAGUGCUUCCUCACUCUCACUCAGGCCGUGAAGAUGGGCCUCGGAGGAAACCCUUAUGGGCCGGCUGGGACUGGAAAAACGGAAUCAGUCAAGGCCUUAGGUGGACUUCUUGGAAGACAAGUUUUAGUUUUUAAUUGUGAUGAGGGCAUCGAUGUGAAGUCAAUGGGCCGAAUUUUUGUUGGUCUGGUGAAGUGUGGGGCCUGGGGCUGUUUUGAUGAAUUCAAUAGAUUGGAAGAGUCUGUGCUGUCAGCGGUGUCUAUGCAGAUCCAGACAAUUCAGGACGCUCUGAAGAACCACAGAACCGUGUGCGAACUGCUUGGCAAGGAGGUGGAAAUAAAUUCUAAUUCUGGAAUUUUUAUCACAAUGAAUCCUGCUGGAAAAGGUUAUGGAGGAAGACAGAAGCUGCCUGAUAAUCUUAAACAGCUUUUCAGGCCAGUGGCCAUGUCUCAUCCAGACAAUGAGCUCAUCGCAGAAGUUAUUCUGUAUUCGGAAGGCUUCAAGGAUGCCAAAGUCUUGGGCAGAAAAUUGGUAGCUAUCUUCAACCUAUCUAGGGAACUUUUGACGCCUCAGCAACAUUAUGACUGGGGUCUGAGAGCCUUGAAGACCGUUCUUAGAGGAAGUGGGGGCCUUCUUAGGCAACUGAAGACAAGUGGCAUUAAACAGAAUGUCGAUGAAAGUCAUAUUGUGGUACAAGCACUGAGGCUUAAUACAAUGUCAAAGUUUACAUUUGCUGAUUGCUCGCGGUUUGAUGCGCUGAUUAAAGAUGUGUUUCCUGGGAUGGACUUUAAAGAAGUGGAAUAUGGUGAGCUGAGUUCUGCACUACAGCAAGUCUUCGAGGAGGCCAAUUAUGAAAUCAUACCCAAUCAGAUCAAGAAGGCUUUAGAACUGUAUGAACAAUUACGCCAAAGAAUGGGAGUAGUCAUUGUUGGUCCGAGUGGUGCUGGGAAGUCUACUCUGUGGAGGAUGUUAAGGGCAGCGCUGUGCAGAAUUGGCAGAGUGGUCAAACAGUAUACCAUGAAUCCCAAAGCUAUGCCUCGACGUCAGCUGUUAGGCCAUAUUGACAUGGAUACAAGGGAAUGGUCUGAUGGCGUUUUGACAAAUAGCGCUCGCCAAGUGGUCCGAGAACCUCAAGAUGUCAGCUCAUGGAUAAUAUGUGAUGGUGAUAUUGACCCUGAAUGGAUAGAGUCCCUGAAUUCCGUUCUGGAUGACAACCGGCUCCUCACCAUGCCCAGCGGAGAAAGGAUUCAGUUCGGCCCAAAUGUCCACUUUGUAUUUGAAACUCAUGAUUUAAGUUGUGCCUCGCCAGCCACCGUAUCUAGGAUGGGGAUGAUCUUUCUUAGUGAUGAAGAGACAGAUGUUAAUUCUCUGAUAAAAUCUUGGUUGAAGAAUCAGCCUCCUAAUUAUAGGAAUAAUCUUGAAAACUGGAUUGGAGAUUACUUUGAAAAGGCUCUACAGUGGGUUCUAAAGCAGAAUGACUAUGUGGUUGAAACAAGUUUGGUUGGGACUGUGAUGAAUGGUCUGUCACAUCUAUGUGGAUCCCAAAAUCAUGACCAGUUUAUUAUUAAUCUCAUACGGGGACUUGGCGGAAAUCUGAACAUGAAAUCACGUCUGGAAUUCACCAAAGAGGUUUUUAAUUGGGCACGACAAUCUCCUCCAGACCCUCACAAACCAAUGGACACCUACUAUGACUCGAGUAGAGGACGAUUAGCAUCUUACGUGCUGAAGAAGCCAGAAAAUUUGACAGCCGAUGAUUUUAGUAAUGGCCAAACUCUCCCCGUCAUUCAGAUUCCUGACAUGCAGAGAGGCCUGGAUUAUUUCAAACCGUGGUUAAAUUCGGAUACUAAACAGCCAUUUAUUCUUGUAGGACCAGAAGGAUGUGGCAAGGGGAUGCUGCUCAGGUAUGCCUUCGCCCAGCUGCGGUCCACCCAGACCGCUACGGUCCACUGCAGCGCGCAGACCACGUCUCGGCACGUCCUGCAGAAGCUGAGCCAGACCUGCAUGGUGAUCAGUACCAACACCGGUCGCGUGUACAGACCCAAGGACUGUGAGAGACUUGUUCUGUACUUGAAAGACAUUAACCUGCCCAAGCUCGACAAAUGGGGCACCAGCACGCUGGUUGCUUUCCUGCAGCAGGUAUUGACAUAUCAAGGAUUUUAUGAUGAAAAUUUGGAAUGGGUUGGUUUAGAGAAUAUUCAAAUUGUGGCUUCUAUGUCAGCUGGAGGAAGACUGGGAAGACAUAAGCUGACCACCAGAUUUACUUCCAUUGUUCGUCUUUGUGCUGUGGAUUACCCAGAAAGAGAGCAAUUACAGACAAUUUAUGGAGCGUAUUUGGAACCGGUUCUCCAGAAAAAUCUGAAGAAUCACUCUAUUUGGGGCUCUUCAUCAAAAAUCUAUCUUUUAGCGGGAUCUAUGGUCCAAGUGUAUGAACAGGUGCGGGCCAAAUUUACAGUCGAUGAUCAUAGUCACUAUUUCUUUACUCCUUGUGUCCUUACCCAGUGGGUUCUUGGCUUAUUCAGAUACGAUUUAGAAGGAGGAACCUCAAAUCAUCCACUAGAUUAUGUAUUAGAGAUCGUGGCUUAUGAAGCACAACGCUUAUUUCGUGAUAAAAUUGUUGGUGCAAAGGAGCUUCAUCUCUUUGACAGCAUUUUAGCAUCCGUGUUUCAAGGAGAUUGGGGCUCAGAUGUAUUAGACAAUAUGGCAGACAGUUUCUAUGUUACAUGGGGAGCCCGACACAGCUCAGGAACAAGGGCGGCCCCAGGACAGCCACUGCCUCCCCAUGGAAAACCACUCGGAAAACUGAAUUCUGCAGAUCUCAAGGAUGUUAUUAGAAAGGGCCUUAUUCAUUAUGGACGAGAUAACCAGAAUUUAGAUAUUUUACUUUUCCAAGAAGUGCUGGAGUAUAUGUCUCGGAUCGACAGAGUACUGAGCUUCCCCGGAGGUUCCCUCCUCCUGGCAGGACGCAGUGGCGUGGGCCGGCGGACCAUCACCUCCCUGGUCAGUCAUAUGCAUGGAGCCGUGCUGUUUUCUCCAAAGAUUUCCAGAGGGUAUGAACUGAAGCAGUUCAAAAAUGAUCUCAAACACGUGCUGCAUCUCGCGGGGGUGGAAGCCCGGCAGGUGGUUUUGCUUCUUGAGGAUUACCAGUUCGUGCAUGCUGCGUUCCUGGAGAUGAUCAACAGCCUUCUGUCUUCAGGUGAAGUUCCUGGACUCUAUACCCUUGAAGAAUUAGAGCCUUUGCUGUUGCCUCUCAAAGAUGAGGCUUCGCAGGAUGGUUUUUUCGGACCAGUCUUCAAUUACUUCACAUACAGAAUUCAGCAAAACUUGCAUAUUGUCUUGAUAAUGGACUCUGCAAAUUUAAACUUCAUAAUAAACUGUGAGAGUAAUCCAGCUUUGCAUAAGAAAUGCCAAGUGUUGUGGAUGGAGGGCUGGUCAGAUAGCAGCAUGAGGAAGAUACCAGAAAUGUUAUUCAGUGAUACAGAUGGCAAAGAAAAAUAUAACGACAAAAAAAGGAAAGAAGAAAGGAAAAAAAACUCAGUUGAUCCCGAUUUUCUAAAAUCAUUUUUAUUAAUCCAUGAAUCUUGUAAAGCAUAUGGUGCUACCCCAAGCCGAUAUAUGACCUUUUUACGUGUGUAUUCUGCCAUCAGUAGCAGCAAGAAAAACGAACUAUUAAAAAGACAAAGUCAUUUGCAGGCUGGUGUGUCCAAACUGAAUGAAGCCAAAGCCCUUGUGGACGAGCUGAACAGAAAAGCUGGAGAACAAAGCGUGUUACUUAAAAUUAAGCAGGACGAAGCGGAUGCUGCCCUCCAGGAGAUCACAGUGUCAAUGCAGGAUGCUAGUGAGCAAAAGACAGAACUUGAAAGACUGAAGCACAAAAUAGCAGAAGAAGUUGUUAAAAUUGAAGAAAGAAAAAACAAAAUUGACGAUGAAUUGAAAGAAGUGCAGCCUCUAGUCAAUGAAGCUAAACUAGCAGUUGGAAACAUUAAGCCAGAAUCUCUUUCAGAAAUUCGCUCACUGCGUAUGCCGCCUGAUGUCAUCAGAGAUAUUCUUGAGGGCGUUUUAAGGUUGAUGGGUAUCUUUGAUACAUCUUGGGUGAGCAUGAAAAGUUUCCUUGCCAAAAGAGGUGUGAGAGAAGACAUAGCAACUUUUGAUGCACGAAAUAUUCCAAAGGAAAUAAGAGAGAGCGUUGAAGAACUUCUUUAUAAAAAUAAGGGAUCUUUUGAUUCAAAGAAUGCGAAGCGUGCCAGCACGGCGGCCGCUCCUCUGGCCGCGUGGGUUAAAGCAAAUGUCCAGUACUCCCAUGUCCUGGAACGGAUUCAGCCUCUGGAAACGGAGCAAGCGGGAUUAGAAUCAAAUUUGAAGAAAACUGAAGAUAGAAAAAAGAAACUAGAGGAGCUUCUAAAUUCUGUUGGCCAGAAAGUAUCAGAACUCAAAGAGAAAUUUCAGAGCAGGACAUCGGAAGCCGCUAAACUGGAAGCCGAAGUGAGCAGAGCGCAGGAGACCGUUCAAGCCGCCAAAGUCCUGCUCGGGCAGCUCGAUCGGGAGCACAAGCGCUGGCGUGUUCAGGUUGCAGAGAUAACAGAGGAAUUAGCUACUCUUCCUAAGAGAGCUCAGCUAGCUGCUGCAUUUAUUACGUAUCUUUCUGCUGCUCCUGAGGAUCUGAGAAAAACCUGUUUGGAAGAAUGGACCAAGUCAGCUUGUCUUGAAAAAUUUGAUAUAAGGAGAUUUCUUUGUACUGAAAGUGAGCAGUUAAUUUGGAAAAGUGAAGGCCUACCAUCAGAUGACCUUUCCAUAGAAAAUGCUGUUGUUAUCUUACAGAUCAUUGGUCUGAAAUCAUGGAGUCAAGUAUGCCCAUUCCUUAUUGACCCUUCUUCUCAAGCUACGGAGUGGUUAAAGACACAUUUGAAAGACUCACGUUUGGAAGUUAUUAACCAGCAGGAUAGUAACUUUAUUACAGCUCUGGAGUUGGCAGUGCGCUUUGGGAAAACGCUUGUUAUACAAGAGAUGGAUGGCGUGGAGCCUGUGCUGUAUCCGCUGUUGAGACGAGAUCUGGUUGCUCAAGGACCACGUUAUGUGGUACAAAUAGGUGACAAAAUUAUUGACUACAAUGAAGAAUUCCGCCUUUUCUUGUCAACAAGAAACCCGAAUCCCUUCAUCCCGCCGGAUGCAGCCUCCAUCAUUACAGAGGUUAACUUCACUACAACAAGAAGUGGGUUGCGAGGACAGCUUUUGGCUUUAACUAUUCAGCAUGAGAAACCUGACUUGGAGGAGCAGAAAACAAAACUAUUACAACAGGAAGAAGAUAAGAAAAUACAGUUAGCCAAGCUUGAGGAAUCUCUUUUAGAGACACUUGCCACAUCCCAAGGGAAUAUUUUGGAAAAUAAGGAUUUGAUUGAAUCUUUGAAUCAGACGAAAGCAAGCAGUGCACUUACUCAAGAGUCACUUAAAGAAUCUCACAAACUCCAAAUUUCCCUUGACCAAGAGCGGGACGCCUACCUUCCUCUGGCUGAGAGCGCCAGCAAGAUGUACUUCAUUAUCUCUGACUUGUCCAAAAUUAAUAACAUGUACCGUUUUAGUUUGGCUGCAUUUCUCCGACUUUUCCAGCGAGCUCUGCAAAACAAACAGGAUUCUGAAAAUACAGAACAGAGAAUCCAGUCUCUUAUCAGCUCAUUAAAACAUAUGGUCUAUGAGUAUAUAUGCCGUUGUCUAUUUAAGGCUGAUCAGUUGAUGUUCGCUUUGCAUUUUGUUCGAGGCAUGCAUCCUGAACUUUUUCAAGAAAAUGAAUGGGAUACGUUUACAGGUGUGGUUGUUGGAGACAUGUUGCGGAAAGCUGACUCUCAGCAAAGGAUCCGUGACCAGCUCCCGUCGUGGAUAGACCAGGAGCGAAGUUGGGCAGUGGCGACACUGAAGAUCGCUCUCCCCAGUCUGUACCAGACCCUCUGCUUUGACGACGUAGCUCUGUGGCGGACCUACUAUCACAGUUCAGUGUGUGAGCAAGAGUUUCCAUCUAUACUGGCAAAGAAAGUGUCCUUAUUUCAGCAGGUUCUGGUGGUGCAGGCCCUCAGACCGGACAGACUGCAGAGCGCCAUGGCUCUGUUUGCCUGCAGAGCUCUGGGACUGAAAGAGCUGUCCCCACUCCCCUUAAACCUCAAACGGCUCUACAAAGAGACGCUGGAAAUUGAACCUAUCUUGAUCAUUAUCUCCCCGGGUGCCGACCCUUCUCAGGAACUGCAGGAGCUUGCCAACGCCGAGAGAAGUGGAGAGUGCUACCACCAGGUUGCUAUGGGUCAGGGUCAAGCUGAUUUAGCAAUUCAGAUGCUAAAAGAAUGUGCCCGCAGUGGGGACUGGUUGUGUUUGAAGAACUUGCAUCUGGUGGUGUCUUGGCUGCCAGUUCUGGAGAAGGAAUUGAACACUCUUCAGCCUAAAGAGACCUUUCGUCUGUGGCUCACUGCAGAAGUCCAUCCCCACUUCACCCCUAUCUUACUACAGUCAAGUCUGAAGAUCACCUAUGAGUCACCUCCAGGUUUGAAGAAGAACUUAAUGCGUACUUACGAAUCUUGGACUCCUGAGCAAAUCAGCAAAAAAGAUAACAUACAUCGAGCUCACGCUCUCUUUAGUUUUGCAUGGUUUCAUGCUGCAUGUCAAGAAAGAAGAAAUUACAUUCCACAGGGUUGGACCAAGUUUUAUGAGUUUUCUUUAUCAGAUCUUCGGGCUGGAUACAGCAUUAUCGACAGGCUCUUUGAUGGUACCAAAGAUGUGCAGUGGGAAUUUUUACACGGUUUACUUGAAAAUGCUAUUUAUGGUGGACGCAUAGAUAACUAUUUUGACCUUAGAGUUCUUCAGUCAUACCUGAAACAGUUUUUUAAUUCUUCAAUAAUUGAUGUUUUAAACCAAAGGAAUAAGAAAAGUGUUUUCCCGUAUUCCUUGUCUCUACCAAAAUCCUGCAGCAUUCUGGACUACCGUGCUGUCAUUGAAAAGCUUCCAGAGGAUGAUAGACCAAGUUUCUUCGGUCUUCCUGCCAAUAUAGCUCGCUCGUCUCAGCGCAUAAUCAGCUCUCAGGUGAUUUCACAGUUGAAGGUCUUGGGCAGGUCUGCAGCAGCUGGCUGCAAAUUUGAUAGAGAAAUCUGGUCUAACGAGCUGUCCCCGGUCCUCAAUCUCUGGAAGAAACUAAACCAGAACUCAAACCUGAUUCAUCAGAAGGUGUCUCCUCCUAAUGAUCGGCCAGGAUCUCCAAUAUUGUCAUUCAUCAUCCUGGAACAAUUUAAUGCCAUUCGCUUAGUCCAAAGUAUUCAUCAGUCUCUUGCUGCUCUCAGCAAAGUCAUCAGAGGGACUACCUUACUGAGUUCAGAAGUGCAGAAAUUGGCAAGUGCUUUAUUAAACCAAAAGUGUCCUCUCGCAUGGCAGAGCAAGUGGGAAGGCCCAGAAGAUCCCUUACAGUACCUGAGAGGUCUUGUAGCUCGUGCCCUCGCAAUACAGAGCUGGGUAGAGAGAGCUGAGAAGCAGGCUCUUCUCUCUGAUACACUUGACCUGUCCGAGCUCUUCCACCCAGACACGUUUCUCAACGCCCUUCGCCAGGAGACAGCAAGGGUGAUGGGCUGCUCUGUGGAUAGCCUUAAGUUUGUAGCCUCGUGGGAAGGUCGGCUGCAAGAAGCAACGCUGCAGAUAAAGAUGGGCGGCUUGUUCCUGGAAGGCUGCAGUUUUGACGGAAGCCAGCUCUCAGAGAAUCACCACGAUUCUCCCAGCGUGUGUCCCGUCCCCCCUUGCUGUGUGGGCUGGGUCCCCCAGGGUGCCUACGGUCCAUAUUCCCCCAAUGAGUGCAUAUCCUUGCCCGUGUACACGAGCGCCGAGAGGGACCGCGUGGUAGCCAACAUCGACGUCCCGUGCGGCGGCAACCAAGACCAGUGGAUUCAGUGCGGAGCGGCUCUGUUUCUAAAGAAUGCGUAGAAUGUAACGAUAAUAAAAGCUGUUUCAGCAAAAAGAAGCACUUGCUACUCAACUUUAAAGAAGUAUGUGGUCAGUCUACAUGUAACUGCUAGUCCCACCUUGUGCUCUUGAUCUCACUGCGUUGUUAUUUUCAUGGGUCAUGACAGCACCAUGCGACUUUUAAAGUAACGGUUCACAGGGUUCGUGUUAAAAUGCUGAUUUCCCUUGAGAACAUCACAUGUUUUUGUACGGCACUUCAUGGUUCCAGUGGCUCAAAAAAUUAAUGUUGUAAGUAAGAGGUUGAAAAUAGUAUAUUUAAAGAAUGAGUAAUUUUUGGCUAUUUUUUGGUAUCAUAAUUUUCUAUCAAUAAAAUAUAAGACCAUUAAUUUUUUCAGUCAUCUAUGGGUUUAGAUAUGUUUUCUCUUUUUAAACAGUAGAGAAUAUAUUCUAUUUUAGUUAAAAUAUACAACAUCUCAAAGUAAUCCAAGAGAAAUGGGGAAUAACAGCACAGAAAGGGUACGAAUUCUAUAAAUGGAAUAAUUAAACAAUGAGAGGUUAUCAUUUCUCGUGUAGAUGACUUUUCACCAUCUGUUUCUGUGAAACAGUAAAUUCUACAAUGGCUGGAAGCUUAAGUAAAUAUAUGUUGUAAUUUUAUAGUUUCUCAGCAACUGGAAUCAGGUUCAGAAAUCUUAACUCCUUGUCAACAUAUUACCGUUUGUACGGGUCCAGCCAGGAGACCAGAAACACGCAAACCACCGCACGAUUUCAAGGGGAAGUCCAGCAUCGAGGUGACACUCUGACAGAGGAAGACAGGGUGAGAGCGCCCGCCUGAGACGCCAGGACUCAGGCCGUGCCUGGGGCACAACAGACGUGGGGGGAGCCUCUCGGAGCCUGGGGUUCAGACCUCGUGGGACAAGGUCACAGUGCAGGCGGUUGGGGACCCGAGAAGUUUCCAGAGUUUCCGCAGUUCCAGACAUGCCCAAGCCAGUAGGGGCUCCAGAGCAGGCAGCGGCCGCGGCCAAAACCUGGCGAACACGGAUACGAUACGGUGGCUUCCAGGAGCCGCCUCGCAGCACCCGGCCCGUCGGCCAUCCGCUCUCCCCUUCUCUCCUCCGUGCGGCCGCCGGGCCGGGGACGCCGCUGUCUCGGGCCCUGUGUUUGCAGCCACACAGGACAGAGACACACACGAGAAACAGGGACUCUGGAGCGUGGCUGUGCUGGGGUGCUAACCGUGGACUUCGUGCAAGAGAGUCCGCACGCCGACAGGGCACUGGGCUGCUUUCCUAGUUCAACCAAACAGUGGCUUUUAAAAUGAAAAGCAUUUAGAGAGAAAACUGUGAACCUAGAAAUGACAAUGUCUCAAAGUUAGAAUUCCACAUUCUGAGGUAAUUCCCUUCAGAGCUCCUUCAUUUGCAAGCUUUCUAGUCUAGUUGCAGGGUGUGUGAUUACAGAAUUUACUCAACUCUUCAUAACCUCAACAAAGACUUCAUUGAGGUCUAUAAUUUGCAUUUGAUUAGAUUAUUUUAGAUCAAAGCAAAAACGGCACUAUACCUUGGCCGAAGCUACAAACAUACGCACGUGAUUCCCACGUGUGAGAUCAGGGAUGAGGGGAGGAGAGGGACAGAGCCUGUGGCUGCAGCCGACUUACAGGCUUGAGCGGGACCGCAGCGUGGCCGGAGUCCUCGCCUGGGAGUAGGACCCCGGGUUCCGAGUCUCCACCGGCCCCCUCACCUUUGCCGAGACAACCUGAGCCGCUGAGCUUUGGUUCUGUGUCUGUGAGAUGCGGGCUGUUGUACGCAUUGAGAAGUGUGGUCUGAAGAACACCACCGUAUGAACUAAAGCAGACGCACAUCCGAGGUACUGGACAUGGAUUUAAAUGCUCGAUCACAAAUCAGUUUUAUAUAAAACAGUUCACUAUGUAGAAAUAAAAAUUAAGCUGGGAAUGAUGUGAUUAUACUAUUAACCAGUUUUCCAUUAUCUGGUCUAUGUGUGAUUGUGUUUCUAGUGUGAAAAGUCCAUUUUGUUUUCAGAAGAUGAACCACAGCUUAAUCAAAGGGCUGUCUUCUGUAGAAUUUUGUUCAGAACCAACACAGUAUGUAUGUGCUGAGCACGAGAGAGUGACUCCAAGUGACAGAGAGACGCCGUGUUCACGCGUCCACGUCACCGAGGAGAACAGCCAGCCCCUGUUCAGGAGAGCUGCUCAGCCUGGAAACUGGCUGGAAAGACCCUCGAGUCUCCCUCCCCUAAGGAAGGGGCCGCAGAGCCGAGUCCUUGUCAUCCUGGAGGCGAGAAUGCUCAGAGCAGGUGCGUGGACCACUUCUCCAUCUUGACACUUAUUUGCUGCUGCAGAGUUUCUGGUUAGAAGAUAACAGUGUCCGUCAAAAUACUUGUGACAUUAUGUCUUUUCAUCGAAAAGUCAGCUCUACAAUGAAACGUAGGCAGAGGGCGAGGGGGAGGGGACACUUUGCUUUGUGACUGACCGUAGGAGAAAUAGUGCCGGGCGCGCUUUCAAAUGCUUCCUAUCGUACCUGGUGUGGUCGGACCAUCCCCAGUAAGGUGAGUGCAUCCUCAUCGAUGACAUGAUGAGGUCACGAUGACCUGGUCGUUGUGAUCUUCGUUUCCCUGUUUACAAGUAAGGUUAAGGGACAUUUCUUAAGUUUACUGUCCCUUUGUGACUUCCGCGAAAUGCUGUUUUUAUCUUUUGCUCAAUUGUUUCUAUUUGGUUGUCUUUUCUUAGAUAUUGCCAAAUCAAACUUUUCUACUUGAAUGCAGGUUUUCUCAGACUUUCCUCUGGUUUGUUUUCCCAGAGCAAGGUUCUUAAAAAGAACAUUUUUUUCCUUUAAAGUUUUACCUUUUGUUAGUGGAGGGACCACAGAUUGCAACCUUAAGUCAGAUAAAGCUAUGUGCCAUCCUGACUUUAGUUGCCUGUCAUUUUCUUUAUCUGUAAGUUACAUGGGCCUAAGAAAAUCAGAGGAUGCCAGAGUCUGCUCAUCUCUGUGAAAGGAGAAAUCAGAACUCCAAGGCGGCUGCAGACAGUUCUGGGAGCUGGGAGGUCAACAGGGGCAUCGGCCAGCUAGCUUGUCGGCGCAUACAGACGGCGCCUCAUUCUAGCAGGAGGAGAGACCAUCUCACGUAGCGGCUUCCACAACCACCACCAACCCUGACUCGUGUGCUCCCCAAGUUCGCUCUAUCCCAAAGGGUUGCCUCCCCACAGGAAUCUAUACAAUGAAAGGGGGCAGAGAAAGGAAGAGCUGCCAUCAUCUCCUUCAGACACGGUUCCUGGGGUUGGAGCCUCCAUGCUGUGUGCGGAAGAGCACCCGGAGCAUGGGCAACGGUCGCAGCCAAGACUCAUCAGAAACUCCGUGUGAGCCGUCUGACCGUUUAGACUGAGGCAGGCCUGAGCUUUGGUGCUCAUGAUUUUACAGUAACCAUUUCCAGGAUUGAUUUUUUUUUUUUUAAUUGAACUAAACUAGCAACAGGAGAAUUCAGUGGCACAGAAUCAGGCUGCUCACAGACAGCUGUUGGUGUCGAGGAAAAAGUUAUUCCUAAACCAUAAAUACAGUCCCUUGAGCCUUGUAGGGUUGUAAUAAACUCGAAGCCCUAUUGCACACCCAAACUCAAUUUAUUAGCAUCUGACACAACGUGUCAAGGAUGCUGAUUAAUUACCUGAUUUUGCAAGCCAGGCAUGGACCGGGAGUGAUUCUCCUCGACAAUGUGCAUAGCUGCUGAAGGAAACUGAGCAUGUCCGUCCGCCCCGUGUCAGCAGCAGCUCCCAAAGGGCCUGUGUGCGCCCACUGCCCUCCGUUUAAGCCUUCAAAUUUACUCAGACAUAAAUGGAAUUUGCAAACGUUCAGGAUCUAUCAAUUCUUUAUUCUUA